Molecule: messenger RNA, 941 nt
Organism: Exophiala oligosperma
Lineage: Eukaryota; Fungi; Ascomycota; Eurotiomycetes; Chaetothyriales; Herpotrichiellaceae
Exons: 2
Coding region: 82-804 (240 amino acids)
Biological process (GO): regulation of barbed-end actin filament capping
Cellular component (GO): nucleus; cytoplasm
Molecular function (GO): protein binding
Source: RefSeq, a predicted model, not a curated record
UGACAUCGGGAUCGAAAGCUCUGUCGUACCAAACUCAUUUCUCCGUUGAAAUUGCCAAAUAUAAACCUUCAGUAACUCCGUAUGCCUGAUUCAGCAGGAUCUCUUACCUGUGCAGCCGUCGCCAACGAUUUCGACAGAGUUCAGACUCUACUCGACUUGGACACAUGUGAUCAACAAGCCUCGGAUGAUGCAAUGCAUGCUAUGAGUGCUGCAAUUAACAACAAUAACUUGAUGAUAGUCGAUCUUUUACUGCAGAAAGGAUUCAAGCCUUCCGUCCGAGACUUCACCUGUGCAGUCAAAGCGUGCUCUUACCCAAUACUCGCGCUUCUACUUCAGAACGGCCACGAUAUUAAUGAAGUGAUGCAAGAUGACUGUCCUCCUCCGUUGGCUGACGCAUUAUUCGAUCCGGAGCUAGUUAGCUGGCUCCUCAAACAUGGUGCUGAUCCAAAUGCUCGAUGUCGAUACGAUGUUACGCCCUUCUCCGUCGCAGCUAGGUGUGCUUCAAGAGAUGUCAUUAAGUUACUACUUGAACAUGGAGCCUCGACAGACAUGGGUCAACCCUUACAUUAUGCUGUUCGAGCGAAUCGUGAAGACGAGGUUGUCAAGCUUCUUCUGGAAAACGGCGCGUCACCGAAUCGUGUCAUGUUCGAGAAUGACCUGAUAUCGUAUAACCAGUUCCGGUGUUUAGGCAUUGGAACGCCACUGGACGAGGCUAUAUCGCAGUCUAACGACAGACUGGUAAGACUUCUCUCGAGGUACGGGGCGGAACCGAGCACGGCUAACAAGCGUGGGCCAUCGCUGUAGCUCACUGCCUUCCCCCUUAAGACGCGGUUGACAAAACUUGGUUCCAAGCCCGGUCGAAGCGCUCAACCAUACUGUAGAGCCUCAGAGGUUAUAAUCUAGCUAGUGUACAUUUACCAAGAAAACAGCCUGCUCUGGUG